Messenger RNA from Nomia melanderi (Alkali bee), 1147 nucleotides. RefSeq lists its product as uncharacterized. The record is from RefSeq and is a predicted model, not a curated record. Lineage: Eukaryota; Metazoa; Arthropoda; Insecta; Hymenoptera; Halictidae.
GGUCGUUCAUACUUCUUGAAAAAGGGCGGAGAAUAGUCGCGCAGAAGCCAGAACUCUCUUCGUCAUGGCGAAGAACAGUCUUUUUAUCGUGUUACUCAGUGUCGUGAUUUCAGUUGCAUGGACAGAUGAUCGCACUCUUCUCACAGAAGAAGAGGAACGACGAUGGAACACGCCACCGGAGCUCAUACCAGAGGAAGUCAUCAAGUCUAACAUGAAGAACGGACGAUCGUUGUCUAUUCCGAUUACGGCGAAUAUUAACUUGAACACGGGAAACAAUGCGCAUUCUUUAGGCUUUCAAGUAGGCCCUGGGGGUGUCAGCUACUCCGAGAGUAACAGCUUCAACCAACCCAUUAUGACGCAAAGUCAAUCGGUGUCAUUAGCAGCUGGUUCAGCAGGUAUAUCUGGUUCCGUAAGCCAAGCUGUUGGCCAAUAUUAUCCUGUUCAUAAUAUCCAAGGAAACGUAAACAGACCAUCGCUCGCUAUUAACGCCGCUACUUCUUCAUCUACAUCAACUCAAAAUGGACAUGCAACCACAGCUGCAGCUUCAUCUGUUGGUUCUUUACAUACUUCUACGUCAUCGACUGCAGGAAAUAUCAGACCAAUCCAAGGAACAAUAGUCAGAUUUCCAGGACAAAAUAAUAGAUAUCCGAUGUGGACCAAUGUCCGUCCAAAUCAUAAUAAUAACGGUCGUAAGCCUUCAAAUCAACCGAAAUUGGAAAUUGACGUGAAACCACACACGCCACACCAGAAAAAAAAUAAUGGACCUGUAGUACUGGAAAUUACAUCGCAUCAAAUACAACCACAAAAUAGGAGACCAAUGGUUCAUAUAUACAAGUGGUACCCUAGGGCAGAGGAUGUCGAUGAACAAUUUUGAAUAAAAAUAGGAAUUAAAUUCUGAAAAAUAUUUUAUUUACAUUAACAUUAACAAAUGUCCUCUGUGAUUUGUGUAAUUCUAAAUUGAAAUUUUUAAAUUAACUUGUUGCUGAAGUAUUGUUUAUUUGAGAUACUCCAACAUUUGUAGUACACUAUUACCAAUGUAUUUCUUAUCAAUUAUAAUUAUCAUUUAAAACUGUCAUUUUAAAAAGAAAUGUAAGAGAAGCUGAUAUAAUUGAAACAUAUUUAUUUAAAUAUAAGUAUUUAUAAUAUC